Messenger RNA from Centrocercus urophasianus (Greater sage-grouse), 8442 nucleotides. It is a transcript of the gene LMNB1, whose product is annotated as lamin B1. The transcript is spliced from 11 exons. The coding region runs from base 1 to 1755 and encodes 584 amino acids. Lineage: Eukaryota; Metazoa; Chordata; Aves; Galliformes; Phasianidae. The record is from RefSeq and is a predicted model, not a curated record.
AUGGCGGCAGCAGCCGCACCGCUGUCGCCGCAGCCCCGGGGCGCUGCGGGCGGCGCAGCGCUGAGCCCCACGCGCAUCUCGAGGCUGCAGGAGAAGGAGGAACUGCGGCAGCUGAACGACCGGCUGGCCGUCUACAUAGAUAAGGUGCGCAGCCUGGAGACGGAGAACAGCGCGCUGCAGCGGCGCGUCUCCGAGCGGGAGCAGGUAUGCGGCCGCGAGAUCAGCGGCUUGAAGGAGCUUUUCGAGACGGAGCUGGCCGACGCGCGUAAGACGCUGGACGACACGGCGAGGGAGCGGGCCAAGCUGCAGAUCGAGCUGGGCAAGUUGCGCGCCGAGCACGAGCAGGUUCUCAGCAGCUAUGCAAAAAAGGAUUCUGAUCUUAAUGCAGCUCAAGUCAAACUUCGAGAGUUUGAAGCAGCGCUAAAUGCUAAGGAAGCUGCGCUGGCCACAGCACUGGGUGAUAAGAGAAGUCAGGAAGAAGAACUUGAGGAUUUAAGAGAUCAAAUUGUGCAGCUUGAGAUUUCUUUAGCUGCGGCCAAGAAAGAACUUGCUGAUGAAACUUUACAGAAGGUGGAUCUUGAAAAUCGUUGUCAGAGCCUCAUUGAGGAUUUGGAAUUCCGUAAGAAUAUGUAUGAGGAGGAAAUCAAGGAGACGAGAAGAAAACAUGAAACUCGCUUAGUUGAAGUUGACUCUGGGCGUCAAAUAGAAUAUGAGUAUAAACUGGCCCAAGCACUGAAGGAAAUAAGAGAGCAGCAUGACGCACAAGUGAAACUGUACAAAGAGGAGCUCGAACAGACUUACAGUAGCAAACUUGAAAAUAUUAGACAGUCAUCUGAGAUGCACAGUUGUACAGCCAACACGGUAAGAGAAGAACUUCAUGAAAGUCGUAUGCGAAUUGAAACACUGUCUUCCCAUAUCGCCGAUAUUCAGAAAGAGUCUAGAGCAUGGCAAGAUAGAGUGCAUGAGCUUGAGGACGCCUUGUCCAAGGAGCGGGAAAACUGUCGCAAAAUACUGGCUGAGAAUGAGAGAGAAGUGGCAGAGAUGAGAAAUCAAAUGCAGCAGCAGUUCAGUGACUACGAACAACUUCUGGAUGUUAAACUGGCACUUGAUAUGGAAAUCAGUGCAUACCGCAAAUUGCUGGAGAGCGAAGAGGAGAGGCUCAGACUUUCUCCAGGCCCAUCUUCUCGAGUGACAGUUUCACGAGCUUCAUCAAGCCGUAGUGUACGUACCACCAGAGGAAAGAGGAAGAGAAUUGAUGUGGAAGAAUCUGAAGCCAGCAGUAGUGUUAGCAUCUCCCAUUCAGCUUCUGCCACUGGAAAUAUCUCUAUUGAGGAGAUAGAUGUUGAUGGAAAAUUCAUCCGCUUGAAGAAUACCUCUGAACAGGAUCAACCUAUGGGAGGUUGGGAGAUGAUCAGAAAAAUAGGAGACACUUCUGCAAGUUACAGAUAUACCUCAAGAUAUGUACUGAAGGCAGGACAGACUGUUACAAUUUGGGCUGCAAAUGCUGGAGUGACUGCUAGCCCUCCCACUGACCUCAUCUGGAAGAACCAGAAUUCCUGGGGCACUGGUGAAGAUGUGAAAGUUGUGCUGAAAAAUUCUCAGGGGGAGGAAGUUGCUCAGAGAAGCACUGUCUUUAAAACAACUGUAAAUGAAGGGGAAGAGGAGGAGGAGGAAGGUGAAGAAAUUCUUGAAGGAGAUGUUGUCCACCAACAGGGGACCCCAAGAAAAUCUGACAGAAGCUGUGCGAUCAUGUAACUCCAGUCAUCCAGGUUCUUCAAAUAAUGGUGAUCAUUGUCUACAGAAUAGCCUUCUCAAAAGCACAAUGUAUUUUUGUAGUUUCUUUCUGUGAGUUCUUAAGCUGAAAGUCUAAUGGCCUUAAUUUCCUGACAUUGAAAAUGAAGUUUUGUAAAAGAAACUGUAUCUGUGACUUGUUGUUAGGACAUAAACUGGUGAUUCUGAACUUUGUGUACUGUUUGAAAAUGACAUUCCCUACCCCUAGUUUUAUAUGCCAGUCUUUUUUUUAAAUAGAAACUUUAGAAGUUUCUGCAUUCCAGGGAUUGAUUUUUGUUGGACAACACCACUCCAGCCAUCUACUGUUGACUUCUUUAUACUUAGGUGCUGUUUGGGAAGGGAAAGGCAUUUUCAAUACUAUGAACUUUUUGUACUGAAGACAUUUUCAUAUUACAGCGCAAUCAAAGAUAAACAACUUUCUUAUAGAAAAUAGACUUUUUUUAAAAAAAGAAGGGGAUAAACCAUAAAAUCGUGUAAGCACUCAGUUCACGAAGGAUGCAGUAAAAAAAACUUUCUAUUGCUACUUUGCUUAGGUUUCUUAUUCUGAAAAGGGGAUUCAUGUGAAAUGUGUUAGUUGUAUUGUUAAGGUAGUGUAACAGCUUAAAUUUCUUACAUGUUUUUUUUGUAACAAAGUCAAUUUUAAUAUUGAUUGCUUUGCUUGUUUACAGUUUUUAGGAACAAAUCCAAGUCUUCUAGAAAUCUAGUCUAUGUUUCUAUGGAAAACAACUGUAGUUCUGUCAAUGUGGAAAGUUUCAGUUCUUUUUGCAUUUACCUACUGUUUGAAAGCUUUGAAUAAAGAGUAAAGUAUCUCUGUAUAGACACUUCAGAUUAAGGUUUUGAAAUUUGUUUUGCGAUAAAAUGGAGUUAAAAGUUGAAUGAUUGCUAGGUAUUUAGAACUGAUAGGAUUUGAACUUGGGAAAACCUGCAUGUAAAUGGAACAGUGGCACUUGAUUUGUAAGAUUUCUCUUAAAAUAAUGAGGAACAAAUUGACAUUUCAAAAAUGAAUUCUUUGGACCUUUAUUCAAAGUGUACAUAACUUUCUGUAGUUACCUUUGUCUUGAUCUGAAGGUUUUUUUAAUGGCCAGAAUCAUGGGAAUUCAUUGUGCUUUUUUGCUAUCAGUUUCUUGAAAAACAGAACUUCUUAGUGUCUUCCAUGUUGAAUCAGUUUCUAUCCUGAUGAACUACAUCAUGACAUUCUGAAUUUUUGCCAGCAGAAGUUAGAGGUGGCCAAGGCUUAUGUGGAUGGACAGAGAUUGGUGGGUCUCCUCCUUUUGGUAGUAACAUUGGCUUAAACAACUGCAUUAGACCCUGAAGUAAAACUUGUUUUAAUUUCCUGUUUAAAUGUGAGCAUUUGUAUUUAUGUAGUAUUUUCGUAUAAUUUCAGUAUUACUUCAUAUUCUGUAAUAUUCUCAUUAUGUCUAAUUGUUUCUCCUAAGAAUAAUGUUUUUCUAUUAUAGUCUGAGAUACUGAUGUUACAGGCGUUACCUGUAUAAAUGAACACUUACAUUGUAGUAAACUGUUUAUUCCAUUUCUUAUUUGUUUUCAAAACUAAUAGCACAGACUAGCAAUACAAUUCUGUUAGAUAAGACAGUUGAUAAGAGAUUAUUUAACAUGUAUCAGUGUUCUUGGCUCUAGCUUUUGUAGACCCUCUUUUAUCACUGCAGAAUGAUGAAUAGUGCCUUAACCUUUAUGGGAGCAUGUACCUAGGAGCAGCUGCUUGAGUCUUGUGAAUAUUCAGGUAAGUCAGCACUCUUGCGAUAGAUGGCAGUAGACAAGUGCUGAUUUUUAGAAAGGUGCUUUAGAAUACUUGCAUAAACUAGCCUAAAUAAUGUUAGGAGAUUUAAAAAGGGGUGGGGGGGUAAGCCUUCUGUAUGUUGCUGACAUUUAGUGUGGAAACAUCCUGCCACUAGAUGGAGAUCUUGCUAUUGAACUAUAUUCUUAAAGCAAAACAACAACCGUGAAUACCUUUCCUACAUUUCAUGUGAGUCCCAUAAUAACUUCAGAAAGUUUCUCUUUACUAGACUGAACAAAGUCCUCCUAUCUCUUCACCACAAUUUCAACCUUUAAUUAGUCUCUUGAAAAGCACUGACCUCAAGCUUGAAAUAUAUGAUUUUGUCAGUAUUUUUUCCUACCUCUUAACUGUUGUAGUUACUGCUGUUAUUUGCCAUUUUGUGUGAAAGAAGGCAGGUGGAUGGAAUUCCUUAAAGGUAUCAGAGCACUGGAAAAUAAGCUUGUUGGUUUUUAAUGUAAUGCUUUGCAAAAUGUGUUUUCAUUUUCUGUAGGUUGUUAGCUAAUGAGCUGGAGAAGAAUGAAACAGUGUCCUAGUUAGCUCUGUAGACCGGCUCCUACUACUUCUAGAGUAACAUCUAAAGAUUGCUUCUAGGUACACUUCCAGAAUUGACAACAUAGAUGAUCAAGAUGUGAUACUGAUCUGUUUUGUACCUGACAGGUGAAAGCUGCUUAGUGACUUGCUACAUGCAACAGGGGAAAAAAAACAAAAAACAAAAAACAAAAACAACACAACAGUGCUAGAAAUACAUCUGCUAACACGUUCUUCCUGUGAAAACCAGAAUAAGAACUUAAUAAGCAAGUCUUUUGUCUUCUGUAACACUGCUAUAAUAUGAUGAGUGUUCCUGAAGCAAAGUGUAUUCCCACCAGUUGUUCCUGGCUCAGAAGAUUGAGUUUAGGUCUGGUCAUAGUAAAAGCAACUAACAUUUAGAUCAUGGUUGGUUUGUAGUGGACAAGUUCAUAAAUAAAUGCUGGUGUAAGCAGUCUUAGCUGCAUGCUACAAAUUGCUAUAUGUUUCAUCAACGUCUACCCCUGCUGUGAUAUAAUGUGGGGAAGUGGUAUCAAUGUGCUCCAGGGAGGUUCAGAAUGGAUGUGAAGGAGAAUUUGUUCAUGGAGAGAGUGGUCAAGUCUUGGAACAGGCUGCCCAGGGCAGUGGGGGAGUCCUCUUCCUGGAGGUGUAUAAGGGAACAUAUGGACGUAUUGCUGAGACAUGUGGUGUUAGUGAUGGAGCUUGUUAGGCCAGAUUGAUGUUCGCACUUGAUGAUCUUGAAGGUCUUUUCCAACCUAGGUAGUCCAGCGGUUGUGUAUUCCACUAAAAUAUUUUCCCAAGUAGACAUCAAAACAUGUAAACUAGUAGCUGUUCAUGACUGCAUUUCAUGACACAUUCUAUUCAGUAGAAACUAAGGAUUUAUUUGUCGACUUUUGUAGAAGCAGUUUUAAUGCAGUUCUUAGAAUCUCACAGGGAAUCUUAAUUGUCUUAACCAACAUUCUUAUAUUGAUAUGAGAGUUUCUGGAGUUAAAAAGGUGUUUUUAUGGGAAAUUCCAAGUCUAGAAAGUGGUGCUUUUAUAUAUCUGCUAUAAGCACUAUAUGUCCUCCUCCUGCUUUUAAAGAAAAAACAAUAUGCUAAUUGACUAUGAAGUACUUUUUUCCAGGCAGGAAAGUUUAGUAAAGGUAGGAAAGGUAAGUAGUUGAUGGGAAUAAAAACUUCUAAAGCUCUUGACCAAAAUGGAGCAUUUUAUGAAAGAAACAGAGGCUAUGUAGGAUGAAGGAGAAUAUUUAUUUAGACUUAAUUGGAGCACAGCAGUUAAUAUUGAGGAAGUGAUGGGGCACUUAAUUAUUUAUAAUUCUCAGCUAGAUACAGGAACACAGCAAAAGUAGCUACUCUUUAUCUCUGUUUUUGCUUAGUGUGCAUUUAGCAGCCUCCCUCUAGUUUUCUUUAAUGAGUUUGUAUAGAUAACAGAACUUGUUCUCAGCAUGCUUAAAUCUGAAGGAAGAAAACAGGUGUGAUGGCCCUGGAAAAGGUAUGUUGCAUUUUAUACUGAUUGUAUGGUUGGCUGCUUUUCAUCUAGCUGCCAAAAAAAAAAAAGUUUGGGUGCAAAGUAUUGUAGCUAAUUUGGCUGUUCCGUUUUAUGAACAGAAAAGAUUAUUGGUGAGCAAGUCUGACUUAAUUUAAGUCACAGAAAGCAGUUACAGAAUUGGUUGUCUGUGCAACUGUAGCAUUUCCUUUGUUUUUUUUUUUUUUUUCCGGGAGAUGGUGUUUUUGCUUUUCAGCAGAGUGGAAUGCUGUUGAUAGCAUAUCAGCAUUAUCCUUAAGUUUUAUUGUGAAAGUGUUUUGUAUGCUCAGGAUACAGCUGAGGGACAAGUUGUUAGUUCUAUAAUCUUUCAGCAUCAAAGGGAGGAAGGUAUUUCUGUAGUGUUGCCACAGUGAGGUGUGAAAGACUCAGUGAAAGCUGGGUAAAAGCUAAAAGCAGAUACUAAGAAACUUGGCAGCAUGUUUACAUGGGUUUAAAAAAGCUUUCUUGUUGCUUCAUGGGAUAAACAAAAAACAUAAUGAAUAACAGCAGUGAGUUGGUAUGUAGUACAGUGUUAUCAUUGCUGUGUUAUAUAGUGCUUAUCCAUAUUUCAGACUUUGUUUUACAGGCUUGCUAGAUGUUUAUGAAGGCCUUUGUUGUACACUUUGCAUUGUCGGUCAGCUUCAGAGGUACUUUGGAUGCUCCCAAACAGUACUGGGCAGUAAAUAGGUAUUUUCCUGCUUGCAUAGAAAAUUCUUUUUUUAAUGAAGCAGAUGCGUUUUGAAUGGAGCUUGGUCUCAUCAACAGAUGAAAAGUGUAAUUACUAGGAGUUUUUAAUCUUACCUUUGUUCUGUAGGGUAGAGCUUUCUUUCAGUGCACAGCUGGUCCCUCUUGUAGCUUUUCCUAUUUUUUUUCCUGAUGGUAGCUCCUUGGUAUCUCUCUGCAUCAAAGACUGUCUAUGGAUAUUGGCCCUAAUGCCCAUUAUGUGCUAAGUUGCCCAAUUGCCCAAUUGUCCUACAUGAGUUCCUACUGGGGAAACAACGCAGAGCUGUUUUAAAUAAAUGGCAGUUUGAAAUCUCAGUCUGGCGGAACCAUACAGCCAAGAUAAAAACAAAACAAAACAACAACAACAAAAAACUGAGGGCUAAUUAAUCUUAUGCUGUGGUGUCCAUGCAAAAGGCUAUGGUAUUUCUAAAACUUCAUUACAAGAGUGGUAUAGUCAUAUAUAAAUUUCUGCUACCCAGUGCAUAUAUUCUCCUUCUGCCUACAGUGUAUACUGCUGCUCUCACUGUGUCACUGUCCUCGGUGUGAGUGAGAGGUUACAUAGCUGCCUGUUGUUGAAUCUCUUCCCUUUUCAGCAUCAUAAUUUUGUCACACACUACUUCUUUAAUCUCACCUUACUUUUGUCUUUUUUGUUGUUUCGGUGAUAAAUCAGGCUUGCAGGGAAAAGGUUGCACAGAAGGAAAAGCUGACUUUUUGCACUGUACUCAUACUGAAUUGUAGUAGACUCCGAGCUUAGUGGUAUAUACAGGGAUGGUGGUCUAUCAUCGGAAGACAGGGUGUGAAAGGAAGGAAUGGAUCGACGCUGUGUGUGUCAUUAGAGAUGGGUUCUUGAUUGUUUUGUUUGUUUUUGAUUACUUAAGUUGCUGGUUUUUAUCCCUUUUGGCUCAAAAUACUGAUUUGAAUGUACUACCUCUAUCACUUUUUUCAUGGAGAAGGAGUAUAAGCAGCAAGGCCAGCUGCAUGAGAGGAAAGAAGAACCUUGCUAAGAAGAAAAGAGUGACAUCCUAUUAAAAACAACCUCCUGAAUUAUUAGUUAACCUGUAUUUUUGCUUAACAGACACUAUUGUACAGCUGGGAGUUCCAGGUAACUGUAGGUACACUUGCUGUAUCUAAUCAAUAAAUAUAUUGCUGCUGCUGUAGAAUAUCUGCUGAAAUCCAGUUUUGAAAUUGUUAAUGGGAAUUUGGAUUUGAUGUGGCAACAAUGGCAGAAAAGCUUCAGGAAAGCCUUUUGACUACAAGUCUUCACUGCACUUCAGAAGUGUGAAUAAGAUGUUAACAUCACCCACCUUCUUUGUAUUUUAUGGAAGUACAAGGAUGAAUAUGAAGUGCAUAGUAUUUCCAUAGGUUUAGUGGAAAAGGCUAGAUGUGUGUUUGGUCUUCUCUGUUGUUUUUCUCAAGAAAAUCCCUGGCAGACAACCAGUAGUGUCUUUGCCUACCAUUUCUACCCUGCUUGCUUGUGACAUACAGAAACUAACGUAGCAAUGUAUUGUGCUUUCUCUGGUUGCUUCAGAAUGCCUUCUGCUUAAAUAACUUUCUUGAAACUAGAAAUGAAACUUGAUCUAACAAAGGCCGUCUGUUUCAAGUUUUUCUGUUGGUCUGUGUGCAGAUGACUUGCAGCUUGAUUUGAAUUACUGUUUUCCUUGUUACUACUGGAAUUCCAAGUCAGCCCAAUUUUUUGUUUUAUAAAACAAAACAAAAAAAAAAACUCUGACUGAACUUUUUUGUGGGCACACUUCCAGGUUUUCUUUUAACCUGGAACAUUCUCCUUAUAUCCUUUUCAGUCUUCUACCCAGAUAGUUACUGUUCUGUAGAGAUAUGGUAAUAAUACAUUUUAAGCAGUCACACUUUUCUAUACACUUCUUCAGAAUUUUGAAUAUUUCUCCUGCAGUUUUGUUCUGGAAGACAAGCAGGUAUCCAUUGCCAAAUAUAUGAUCAAAUCCUGACCUUACAAUCAAAUUAAAGGAUACAGCUCUGUAGGUUCAUAACUUUCUCACAUGAAGAGAUGUUUGUUUCUUGGUGUGAAACUACGGUUUUAUGUCUGAAUAAAAUUGAGAUUUAUUGUUCAAA